Molecule: messenger RNA, 1128 nt
Organism: Macrobrachium nipponense
Lineage: Eukaryota; Metazoa; Arthropoda; Malacostraca; Decapoda; Palaemonidae
Gene: Nadk2
Product: NAD kinase 2, mitochondrial-like
Biological process (GO): NAD+ metabolic process
Cellular component (GO): mitochondrion
Molecular function (GO): NAD+ kinase activity
Source: RefSeq, a predicted model, not a curated record
GCAUACCGAUUCCUAAGCAACAAUAACAACCAAGAGCCGAGUUACCGUGGUUUAGUGCGACUGAAUAGGAAUCUUUCACAUACUAGUAUAUGUGAAGAAUGUGUGCUUUGAGACGGUUGUUUAGUUAUGCGACUCAGAAUCAAGUCAGAACAGGCUGUUUGUGUGUUUGUCGAAGGAAAUUUUCAGUUGACUUCGUACCAAACUUAGAUCCAUCGAACUUCAAGCCACAAAAAGUUUUAAUUCUUACAAAACUUUCAAGAUAUGAAUUUGAGAAGAGACGUCAUCCAGAGCUCACUGAGAGAGAAUUGGAGACCCGACUGAGAAGCAGAGGCUCUGAUUACAAUAUGUUGUUGUAUCAUCACUACAUUCAUAAGCCUUUUUCCAUGAUGGAGCAAUGUGGUCAGUGUGUUGUACCAUCAGGAAUGGGAAUUUUUUGGCAUCACUCCAUUCGAAGAAUACCUAUUUUAGGCUUAGACCUGUUGAGCAUCAAGGAAAAAAAUAUGGUUUAUUUGGAAAGGGGGCCUUCUGGUGUAGAAAAUACUGUCAACAGUGUAUUUACAGCAGCAGGAAUUGAAACAAAAGUUGUAUAUCGCUUUGACUAUUCUGAUCCAAACAUAGAGUGGGCUGAUGCCAUUGUUACCACAGGAGGAGAUGGAACUUUUCUGUUGGCUGCUUCAAGAGUGCUAGAUAGGAACAAGCCCCUUAUUGGGUUCAAUUCUGAUCCCAUGAGAUCAAAAGGAAAGUUAUGUCUUCCACAAAAAUAUUCUGUAGAUGUCAGAGAAGCAAUUGACAAGUUACUUAAGGGAAAAUUCCGAUGGACAUUCAGAAGUAGAAUUCGUGUGACAUUGAUUGGAGACAACAUUUAUAAACCCCCUGUUGAGCUUCACGAUCAGCAGUUGUUACAUCCAGAAUACAGAUACCUUGACAUAGAUAUGCAGCUUCGUACAAUGGAAAAGGAAGUUCCACCAUGCUCUGAAUCAGGCCUAGCAAGAAGAGUUCUUCCAGUCCUAGCACUAAAUGAGGUGUUUAUUGGAGAAUGUGUUUCUGCCCGUGUUUCUUAUUUGGAAUUGAGUUUUGAUGGGAGUAAAGGAAUAAAACAAAAAUGUUCGGGGCUCAUUGCCAGCACAG